AGAACGGAGCUGUGAGCACAAAGAUUCGAUUUGUGCUGAUGACCUGAAAGCAAGCGAAGAGUUUCAGGCGCUUGUUUCUGUCAGACAGAGGCAGCUGGAGGGCAGUUUGCUGACAGGGUUGACUGACUGGCUUGGGGCCCAACAACCUGAUUGCUCAGAACAUUUUACAUCAGCAGUCGUGCUGCCAUGGAAACAAAGCCCACAACCUGGCAGGAGCAAGGCCUUUUCACUUCUCUAGUUGAGAUGCAGGGUGAAGAGGGCGCAAGCGUGGGCCACAGUGUUCCUCUACGAGAGAGAAAAGCCCCCAAGGCAAUGCCUGAGGAGGACUUAGAAGCCCCGGAGCUUGGAGUCAGGCUUGAAGCUCCGCGAGAACGCCAGACAACCAAGAUAAUAGAAAUAGUUGAUGUAAUCAAAAUUGAAAAUCGGAAAUCCACAGAUAUUAUUCAGCGGCCUAUGAGAGAGACACGAGAAGAUGUGACAGAAUUGGAAGGAAGGCCUAAAAAGUUCUCAGAUACACAGGAGGAACCUAAAGAAGCAGAUAAUUUCUGUGAGAAGGAUUUCCCGCCUCCACUGCUGCUCCGUGCCUUAUCAGCAGCAGAGUGUGGUGAGAAAGAAGGGGCUUCCAGCCUGGAGGGUGAGGUGGGGGAGUGGAUCAGUGAAGCCGAACCAAAUGAAGUCACUCAAGAAUGCGCAGAGACACCCAAACUUCUUGAGCCAGCUCAUGGGGAUGCAGACAUAAGAUCAUGGUUGAAUUCAACAGCACUAAUGAAUGCAGGUGACAUUAGAAGCAAUAAAACUGGAACUUCUGGGUCUCAGUCUGCCCGACGCUGUCUCUCCGACAUGAGCAGCUCAGACGACAGAGACACUUUGAACUCUCCUCCUUUCGCCGAUGAAAGUGAAGAAGAAGAGGGAACAGGUGGAGAUGUAACAACUUGUCAGCACCGAUCUGCUGCACGUGAGAUGAGCUGCAUGGGUUUCCAACCUUCAUGUUCCAAUCUUGAAGAGACCGACUCAGCCCUGCCUGCAGAUGAUUCAGUCAGACAGGAGGAGGCAGUGUUGCCACAAAGUCAGUCUCAGCUCUGUCCCAGGAGAUUAAACCAGGAAGCUGCACAACAGGUGUUUGGCCAGGGAUCUCCACCUGGUUCGGCUGUUGCCAUGGAGCUGGCCAAUCAGGGAGGGGAAGCCUCUCAAGGCCAUAGUUGCGUUGCAGCUGCAAGAGAAAGGAGCAGCAGGGUGGGGGAGAGGACAGAGGGUGAAAAUGAGCAAACAGGUGGAGUGAAAGGGCAGAAUAAGAGCAGAGUUGAAAAGAGCAGGACGGCUGUGAGGUCACAGAGCAGAGGGCUGUUCAGGUAUCUCCAGGCAGUCCAAACACAAGAGCCCAAGGCAGAAAACAGCUGUGGUAUAUCUCCUACAGCCAACAGAGACACCAGGAUGAGGAGUGACACGUAUGAUGAUAGCCAGAGUGACAGCGGAGUGUCAGCAGACUUCCACUCAUACAGAACACUGGACAGCAGCACCAGCAUGUCUACGGACUCUCCGGGCCCUGUCUCCUCAGAGACCCCCAUCGAGAGGGAGAUAAGACGGGCCAUAGAGCGUGAGCAAAGCCUGAGGAGAUCCAGAGGACUUCCGAACCAGCGCACCUCUCCAGAAUACGUAGAAGUUCCUUCCAGAAAAAGUCUUAGCAUGUCCUCCACUCCCAAGUGGUCCCAGAACAAGGACAGGGAAUUUGCAGGCAAGAAGAUGCAGCAUGAGAUUCACGAAGAGACUCGGAGGGAGCAAGACCUGGUCAAGAUUGGAAAAAUCCCUGGCUUCUAUGACAAAGGCACAGUCCGCCAAAUAAAAGAGAGGAAGCAGCUCUUUGAGACCCUGCAGGUAUGUCCAGAAUCGCCAUUGACAUUCUCACCGAAAAGUAAGACCCCAUCCUGGUCGUCCGGUAGCAGUGAAGAUUUGAAUUUAAUUUUGGAGAGUCAAGAUGAAUCUGGGACAUCCACCCCAGAACAUACCACCUACAAGGAGAGAAAACCCACGACGGUCAAUGCCUCACAGAACCAAACCUCUGCCAAAGGUUUAGACCGCUCUGGUCUCAGAGGACCAAAGCUCUCAGAGGGGACCGGCUGUCAGAUCAUCAUCAUAGAAAAUAGCCGAACCAUUCCAGCACAGAAACACUACAAAGCCAAAGCAGAGGCAAAGGCCAGUCCAGCUCUUGAAACUGGAAAGGAUUUCAACUCGACAGAAAAGACAAGAAGCUAUGAUGGGCUGGUGAAGGCAAAGAAGGAACAGGAGGCGAAAGAGAUGUCACCGUCCAAGGGGAACCCUUUUUUCAAGCUACGUUCCUCGGCUAAUUUAGAUAAAGUGAGGCAAGAUAUCCAAGAGGCCAAAGACAGGGAGAACGAGCUUCACACUUUGCGGCUCAGCUUGUAUGGAGGAAUCAAUGGUGCCGAAUCCCCCUCAAAAAAUGAAAUCCCAGCUCCCAGUCCGCUUCCCAAUGGUAACAGUGGACUAGAUGAAGGACGGCAGACAGUGGACCAGGUGUCUGUGCCACCGCCUGGCCAGAGUGAAGAGGAAAAGAUUUUCCACACAGAGGUUCGCAAGAGUCCCAGAACUCCAAGACAAAAGAAUCCUCUAGUGCAGCUGUGGGAGUCGGGCCUGAUCAACAACUACAACCUGGAAGACGAGUGAGGAUCAGGGAGGGUUCACAGAGACCUACAUUUUCUUUAAUUAUGGGAUGAAAUCAAAACA
Messenger RNA from Poecilia latipinna (sailfin molly), 2739 nucleotides. Its product is annotated as mitotic interactor and substrate of PLK1-like. The transcript has 4 exons. NCBI's taxonomy places the organism in Eukaryota, Metazoa, Chordata, Actinopteri, Cyprinodontiformes, Poeciliidae. The coding region runs from base 187 to 2679 and encodes 830 amino acids. The record is from RefSeq and is a predicted model, not a curated record.